ACCGCCAUAAAUCCGAAGAAGAGUUUAUCUUUCUUUUGUUUUGUUUUUUGUGACAGCCAUCGGUGGACGCUGAUGUGAAGUUUUAGCGAGAUGUCAGACGGCUUCCUGUUGGAGGUAUGUGUAGACUCAGUUGAGUCAGCCAUAAACGCAGAAAGGGGAGGUGCUGGUCGUAUUGAGCUGUGCUCUAAUCUGCUGGAGGGAGGGACAACGCCCAGCACGGGUCUGUUGCAGGUGGUCAAAGAGAAUGUGCGUAUUCCAGUGUAUGUGAUGAUUCGCCCCCGUGGCGGGGACUUCCUGUACUCAGACUGGGAGGUGGAGGUGAUGAAGAGGGACAUUGAACAGAUGAAGAAUCACAGAGCAGAUGGGCUGGUUUUUGGAGCACUGACAGAAGAUGGACGUGUGGAUACUGAGCUCUGCAUGGAACUUCUGGCGGCUUGUCGACCUCUACCAGUUACUUUUCACAGAGCUUUUGAUAUGGUCCAUGAUCCAGUGGUUGCCUUAGAAGCUCUGGUCUCCCUGGGCUUUGAGAGGAUUUUGACCAGUGGUUGUGACAGCUCUGCACUAGAAGGUUUACCUGUAGUUAAACGAUUGGUGGAACAGGCAAAAGGCAGAAUAGUAAUAAUGGCAGGGGGAGGAAUUACAGAACGAAAUCUUCAGAGGAUUCUUGAAGGUUCUGGGGCUCAGGAAUUCCACUGUUCUGCUCGCUCCUGCAAGGACUCCACUAUGAAGUUUAGGAAUUAUAAUGUGAAUAUGGGAGGUUCUCUCUCUGUACCAGAAUAUGCUGUAAAAGUGGCUGAUGUGACUAAAGUUCGUACACUGAACGCCAUUGCAAGGAACACACUAUAAGAUGUGGAAUGCCAUUAAUUAUGUCUUCAGAAACCAACACGUCCUCUAAAGUUUUACAAGAGGAAUUGAAUGGUUAUUACUAUAUAUAUAUAUAUAUAUAUAUAUAUAUAUAUAUAUAUAUGAUCUGUCAUAAGGUUGACAACAGCUCAAUCACUAUCAUUUUCCUGCUGCUGUUAAUAAUUUUUUUCUCCAAUUAAAAUGCCAGCUGAUUUUUUUUUACUUAAUUAUUGUUGCUGUCAUGUUUUUCCAUGUGAGUGAGUCUUCAGAACAUUAUAGCCAAAUAUCUUGCAUUUUUCUGUUAGACCAGCUUUAACCACAAACAGAAACUAAAAGCACAAUCAACAAAGCCCAAAAAUUGUGUUGGUUUAUUAAAGUUUACCUAGACAUGUCAUACAAUGACAGGAUAUCUCUGACUAUCAUUAAGCUUAUUAAAUACUCAGUACUACAACUAAUAAAAUUACUACGACAGAUAACGAAUUACAUAAUCUACAUUAUUUGUAGCGUAAAACUGAAAUGCAUGUAUUGAGACAAAUAUACAAAUAAUGUGGUCACAAUACUAAAAGUCUCAUUUAUGUAAUAGAAAAUUGUGACUUUUAAAAAAAUAUUUUUCAAUAUUCAAUUUGAUGAUUAUUAUUUUCCAAUGAGAAAUAAUUGUUAAAUUUUUCUUUUGUUUUUAUUUUAUUGCCAGGAGAAAAUCCCCUUUAAUAAUAUAAAAUAUGGGGAAGCUUUUCGGGACGUACAAAAAAAUGUACAGGCUCAGAGUCUUGACAUAUGUAGAUUUUUUGAGUUACAAUUGUUUGAAUAUGCUGCCCUAUGAUGCUCGUUCAUAACGUCUUUGCGAAUGUAUGAAAAUAAAUAAUGAUAAUUCUACAAAGAAUUGUGAAUGAGUAAAUGCAAACAAAUAAGCCUUCAAUGUGUG
Messenger RNA from Myxocyprinus asiaticus (Chinese sucker), 1765 nucleotides. It is a transcript of the gene cutc, whose product is annotated as cutC copper transporter homolog (E. coli). The record is from RefSeq and is a predicted model, not a curated record. Bases 91 to 846 code for a protein of 251 amino acids. The transcript has 9 exons. Lineage: Eukaryota; Metazoa; Chordata; Actinopteri; Cypriniformes; Catostomidae. Gene Ontology annotation, molecular function: copper ion binding.